AUGAGAUGUGUGACCCCGCUGACCGACAAGCCGCUGGCAGACUCACGCCUUUAUCAGUUCGCUGAGCUGCCCAACGGCAUCAAGGUCCUGAACAUACAGGAAGAAAAGGCUACUCAAGCCGCGAUUGCUGUGGCAGUUGGAGCCGGCUCAAUGUUCGAGCCGAAGGAGCUGCCAGGUUUGGCCCACUUUUGCGAGCACAUGCUCUUCCUUGGCACGAAGAAGUAUCCUGAUCCCACUGGCUUCGAUAAGUUUCUCGGCGAGUCUGGUGGUGGAUCCAAUGCGUACACAGAUCAGGAGGCCACAGUGUAUUAUGCAAAUUUUGCAAGCCGGGUGUUUGACGAGGCAGUCGAUCGAUUCUCCGACUUUUUCGCAGAGCCACUAUUUAGUCGGAAGUUUGUCGAGAAGGAGGUACAUGCAAUCAACAGCGAGCAUGAGAAGAAUCUGCAGAGCCCCGCUCGGCGUGUGCUCCAGGUCUUGAACUACCUCGCAAAUCCCGAAAGCCGCGUCAACAACUUUGCCACUGGCAACUAUCAAACUUUGAUCGUAGAGCCGAAGGCACGAGGACUUGAUGUGGUGAAUGCGCUGCAAGACUAUUUUCGGCGCACAUAUUGCCCGCAGCAUCUGCACGUCGUGACUAUCACACCGGAACCCGUGGAGGAACAGCUUGAGAAGGUUCAGCGCUCCUUCAGCGCUGUGAAGGGCAGCGAGCCCUGUUUGAACCAGUCUUUUGAAGAGCCUCCUGCGUGGCCGCCAGAGAGGCUGUCGAAGUUUGUAAUGGUGGAGCCUUCAGAGGCUCGCCCGGCUGUAUGGCUCCAGUUCGUCCUGCCGAAUUUGCAGAAGGAGUACGCAAGCAAACCGCUCAGUUACCUGAGCUAUGUCAUGAAGUAUGCCGGCGUGGCAUCUCUCCAGAACUAUCUUAAGAAGGAGGGCCUCAUCCAGGACCUCUCGUCGGCGGACUCUUCUACGAGCGCCGGCACGCGGUUUCUCGUGGCCAUGUAUCUGACCACCAAAGGUGCGAACAACCUUGGCCACGUGAUGGACAUCUUUUUUCACUAUGUUGCAAAGAUGAAGCAUUCCGGUGUCAAUUUGGAGUUGUACCGCUCCCUCGCAGACUUGUCGCAGUUGGAGUUUAACUGGACUCAGCCGGAUGCCCCGGGAGAUGCAGCCAAAGACUAUGCCGAACGAAUGCUGCGGCUUCCCCC
Molecule: messenger RNA, 1202 nt
Organism: Symbiodinium necroappetens
Lineage: Eukaryota; Dinophyceae; Suessiales; Symbiodiniaceae
Source: the annotation of a GenBank genome assembly